UUACCUAAUAUUCAGGAUUAUGAUUGUAAUUUCUAAUUAAUUAUUCAGAUAACAAAUCAGCCAAUAGCCCGACAACCCGUUAAAAGAUCCCACAACUCUUCUCUUAUUUCCUCCCUUCAAUUUCACUUUUGUUUGUACAGAUCAUCUUCUCAUAAUUUUGAAUCUUCCUCUAUUUUCGUUCUGAUUGCCGAAACGUCGACUCCCUUCGAUUUCGAAUUUCAGAAUAUUUAUGCAUUUUACAGGAAAUCUGAAUCCCCUGCACACAAUGUUUUUCCUUUCCCCCCUUUCCGUUUAAAAGGUAUGGAGUGUUUAGGUUUCUGUAAGAGAACAUGGUGCAGUGCCUAGAUGGAGUGAAGCAUCUGCUUUCUGCUAUUGUAAAUUGCUGUGAAUCGGAUAUCAAUAAACAACCCAGCGGCCUGGGAGAUCCUGAAGCUCUAGCAAGCGCGACAGUUUGUAUGACAUCUUACUUAUUUUUCUCUCUAAAUGUUAGUGUUAGUGAAAUAGAAGCACUGUACGAAUUGUUUAAAAAGAUCAGCAGUGCUGUGGUAGAUGAUGGGCUUAUUAAUAAGGAGGAGUUCCAGCUUGCUCUUUUUAAGACCAACCAAAAGGAGAGCAUGUUUGCGGACAGGGUGUUUGACCUAUUUGAUGUAAAACACAAUGGGAUAUUAGACUUUGAAGAGUUUGCCCAGGCUUUAUCAGUUUUUCAUCCAAACGCUUCUAUUGAUGACAAGAUUGAGUUUUCUUUCCAGUUAUAUGAUCUCAAGAAGCAAGGGUUCAUUGAAAGACAGGAGGUCAAACAAAUGGUGGUGGUGACACUGGCUGAAUCUGGCAUGAACCUUUCUGAUGAAGUUAUUGAGAGUAUUAUUGAUAAGACAUUUGAAGAAGCAGAUACUAAACAUGAUGGGAAGAUCGACAGAGAAGAAUGGUGGAGCCUGGUGAAUCGACACCCUUCUCUUUUGAAGAAUAUGACCCUUCAAUACCUCAAAGACAUCACCACCACCUUCCCAAGCUUUGUAUUUCAUUCACAAGUGAAUGAUACAUAAGUGUGGGGGCGCCAUUCUUUCGGUGGCCUCCAUUAAAAUUUAGCAAGAGCACGUCGAUUGUAUGUAAAGUUCAGCCGGGAUUAAAUAUGCCUCUCACCCUCUACAAGCAAAAAAGGAAAGGCAAAAGCUCACUCUCUUUAUGAGGUUCCGUUUUCUUAUGGUACUGCAACUGUUUGCUUUAUAUGUAGCUUUUCUUUUCUUUUCUUUUCUUUUUCAUUAGAAAAACUUAUGGUUGGUAGCUGCAAGGGAUAUGUGAUUUGGUUGUAGGUAAUGGAAUGCUUGAGGAUUGGUGAUUUGUGAAUGCAAUUAUUUGUUUAUUA
Molecule: messenger RNA, 1363 nt
Organism: Salvia splendens (bonfire salvia)
Lineage: Eukaryota; Viridiplantae; Streptophyta; Magnoliopsida; Lamiales; Lamiaceae
Product: calcineurin B-like protein 3
Exons: 9
Coding region: 330-1043 (237 amino acids)
Biological process (GO): calcium-mediated signaling
Molecular function (GO): calcium ion binding; kinase binding
Source: RefSeq, a predicted model, not a curated record